Molecule: messenger RNA, 2334 nt
Organism: Symphalangus syndactylus (siamang)
Lineage: Eukaryota; Metazoa; Chordata; Mammalia; Primates; Hylobatidae
Gene: KLHDC7A
Product: kelch domain containing 7A
Molecular function (GO): protein binding
Source: RefSeq, a predicted model, not a curated record
AUGUUCCCCAGAGGGGCAGAGGCCCAGGACUGGCAUUUGGAUAUGCAGCUGACGGGCAAGGUGGUGCUGUCGGCCGCUGCCCUGCUUCUGGUGACUGUGGCCUACAGGCUGUACAAGUCGAGGCCUACCCCAGCCCAGCGGUGGGGUGGGAAUGCCCAGGCAGAAGCCAAGGAGGAGGCAGAGGGCUCAGGGCAGCCUGCUGUACAGGAGGCUUCUCCUGGGUUGCUGCAGAGGGGGCCAAGACGCCGGAGGAGCAGCAAGGGGGCCGAAGCACCACAGGGCUGCAGCUGGGAGAAUCCAAGAGGCCCCUAUGUCCUGGUCACGGGAGCCACUUCCACAGACGGGAAGCCCCAGAGAAAAGGCUCAGGUGAGGAGCGGGGCGGGCAGGGCUCGGACUCUGAGCAGGUGCCUCCUUGCGGCCGCGGCCAGGAAACCAGAACAGCUGUUAGCAGUAACCCUGACCCUCCCCAUCUCCCCCGCUUGGGCAGCGGACCGAACAGCUCCCCAGCUGGACUCACUGCAGCAGCCGACGGCAGCUGUGCCGGUGGUGAGCCUGCUCCAUGGCAGGACAGCAAACCCCCUGAGCAUCCAGGGCUGGGGCAACUAGAACCUCCCCACUGUCACCACGUGGCUCCCUUGCAAGGCAGCAGUGACAUGAACCAGAGCUGGGUCUUCACCCGUGUGAUGGGGGUCAGCAGAGAAGAGGCUGGGGCUCUCGAGGCUGCCUCCGAUGUUGGGCUGACCCUGCAUCAGCAGGAGGGAGGCCCCAAUGCCUCCUAUACCUUCUUGUCCAUAGCCCGCGUCCGAAUGGAGGAGAAUUUCAUACAGAAGGUGGAGGGGGUUGAGCCCAGGCUCAAGCGCAAGGUGUACGACUACUACGUGGAAUCUGCCUCUCAGGCCAUCUUCCAGGGCAGGCUGGCUCCCAGGACAGCAGCCCUGACUGAGGUUCCAUCCCCUAGGCCACCGCCAGAGUCCCUGGGGACAGGGGCAGCUUCGGGAGGCCAAGCCGGUGACACAAAGGGUGCAGCCGAAAGAGCUGCCUCCCCGCAGCCAGGGCCGUCGCCCUCCACCCGAGGCUUCAGCCGGAAGGAGAGCCUCCUGCAGAUAGCGGAGAACCCAGAGCUGCAGCUGCAGCCAGAUGGCUUCCGCCUCCCCGCUCCACCCUGCCCAGACCCGGGCGCCCUACCUGGCUCAGGCAGAAGCAGCCGGGAGCCCCAUGUGCAGCUGGUGGCCGGUACCAAUUUCUUCCAUGUCCCGCUCACCCCUGCUUCAGCCCCACAGGUCCGCCUGGAUCUGGGCAAUUGCUAUGAGGUGCUGACCUUGGCCAAGAGGCAGAACCUGGAGGCCCUGAAGGAGGCGGCCUACAAGGUGAUGAGCGAAAACUACCUCCAGGUGCUGCGCAGCCCGGACAUCUACGGGUGCCUGAGCGGGGCAGAGCGCGAGCUGAUCCUGCAGCGCCGGCUCCAGGGCCGCCAGUACCUGGUGGUGGCUGACGUGUGCCCCAAGGAAGACUCUGGAGGCCUCUGCUGCUAUGACGAUGAGCAGGAUGUCUGGCACCCGCUGGCUCGCCUGCCCCCGGAGGCCGUGUCCCGGGGCUGUGCCAUCUGCAGUCUCUUCAAUUAUCUCUUCGUGGUGUCCGGCUGCCAGGGGCCCGGGCACCAGCCCUCCAGCCGCGUCUUCUGCUACAACCCGCUCACGGGGAUCUGGAGCGAGGUGUGCCCGCUGAACCAGGCCCGGCCUCACUGCCGGCUGGUGGCCCUGGACGGGCACCUGUACGCCAUCGGCGGAGAGUGUCUGAACUCGGUGGAGCGUUACGACCCCCGCCUGGACCGCUGGGACUUUGCCCCGCCGCUCCCCAAUGACACGUUCGCCCUGGCGCACACGGCCACGGCGUGUGCCAAGGAGAUCUUCGUCACCGGCGGCUCGCUGCGCUUCCUGCUGUUCCGCUUCUCUGCGCAGGAGCAGCGCUGGUGGGCCGGCCCCACCGGGGGCAGCAAGGACCGCACGGCCGAGAUGGUGGCGGUCAACGGCUUUCUCUACCGCUUUGACCUCAACCGCAGCCUGGGUAUCGCAGUGUACCGCUGCAGCGCCAGCACCCGGCUCUGGUACGAGUGCGCCACGUACCGGAUGCCUUACCCGGAUGCCUUCCAGUGCGCCGUGGUGGACAACCUCAUCUACUGCGUGGGACGCCGGAGCACCCUCUGCUUCCUAGCAGACUCUGUCUCACCCAGGUUUGUGCCCAAGGAGCUGCGGAGUUUCCCGGCCCCGCAGGGCACCCUCCUGCCCACCGUCCUGACCUUACCUACCCCCGUUUUGCCUCAGACCAGGGUCUAG